AUGGGAUCUUUGAUGCACGAAUUCAAGAGGCAAGCUUCCUUCUUCUUGAAACAGAAAAUCAAGACUGCAAGAUUGGUUCUCACAGAUGUUACUCCCAUCCAAAUAUUGACAGAGGAAAUAACAAAUGGAGAUUCAAUGGCAGCAAACACAAAUGCCAUGAGAUUAAUAUCACGUGCAGCCUUUGAAGUGGAUGAUUAUGAGAGAAUUGUGCAUAUUCUGCAUCAAAGGUUGUCAAAGUUUGAUACAUGGAACUGGAGAGCCUCCUACAAGGCUCUAAUUUUGUUGGAACACCUUCUCACUCAUGGACCACAAAGGCUGGCUGAUGAGUUUGAAAGUGAAGAAGAUAUUAUUAGAGAGAUGGCAAAUUUUCGAUACGUAGAUGAGAAAGGGUUCAACUGGGGAUUGAGUGUACAGAAGAAAUCUGAAAGAAUUCUGAACCUUCUGGAAGAUAGGCCAUAUCUCAAAGAAGAGAGAGCUAAAGCAAGAAAAUUAACAUUUGGAAUCAAAGGUUUUGGAAGUUUCAGCAACUGGCCUGCAGAAGGGGGCCUAAAAGAAACCACUUUUGAAAAUUAUUUGAGAACAAAUUCUCUCUUCAAUGGCCAUUAUGAAGAGGGAUUGGCAUCAAAUGAACACACCAAUUUAUUAUCCAUGGAAAGGACUGCUAAAAAUACAGAUACAAUGCUUGAAUAUCCGGUAGAAGUGGACCAUCCAUUCUGGGAGAAAGAACACCAGACUCGAGUCUCCCUACUUUCAUCAGUAUAA
Molecule: messenger RNA, 762 nt
Organism: Fraxinus pennsylvanica
Lineage: Eukaryota; Viridiplantae; Streptophyta; Magnoliopsida; Lamiales; Oleaceae
Source: the annotation of a GenBank genome assembly